AUCCCUCUGGCCUUACCAUCCGACGCCGACACGGACGGCAGAGAGAGCGGCGCGUGUUUUGUUGUUUGGCGAAUUUGCAUGAGGCAUGGAUUCAUAAUUAUUAAUAAUCUGCACAGUGCAGAAAGAGUAAACUAGGCCUAGGCCCACUUAAGCUGUAAUCUGGAGGUAAUGGAUUUGACAUCUCUUAACAAUGGCUCCAAACAAGCAACAGACUACGAGGAGAGGCAACAGGUUAUAUCAGAACUAACCUCCUUUAUUACACAGCAUGAAGAGAAUCUUGAUGAGCUGAUGGUUCAGUUAGAUUGGACAAAAGAAAAAACAAUGGAGUCCAAACAAUUGGUACAGUGUCCAGUUAAUGACAGCCAUUUUGUAGCAGAGGAAUCGCUUAAACAACAUGCUAAGCAGUGCCGUCUACACAGCCAAGACUACACUAUAGAAGAACAGCAAGAAAUGCAGUCUUUGGAUUGGUUGUAUUCAAAAAUGAAAAAUGUAGUCCCAGUGAAAAUAGAUGAAAAGCUACAAUCCACAGUUCUUACCCAGGCAACAGGCUUUCACUCGCAAAAACCUGUUGCUUUGACAGCGGAGAGAGAGGUCACAAACCUUACACCAAUGGAAAGAGCAUUCAUGCAUGACUAUGUGGUAAAUGCUGCUAAAAAGUUGAGGAGUGAUCAAGCCCUAAGUGAUGAUUUGACCGGCGACCCAGAACUCAGGCUGAAAGAAAAAAAGAAAGAGCCAACAACAUAUUUAGAACUGCUAGCAGCCCAGAGGGACUACAAGAGAAGAAGACAGACAUACAAAGGGAAGUCAAAGGGAGUGACGUCAAACAAGAAAUCGCAGACAGAGAUUUUAAAAGAGAUAAUUGAUAUGCAUAUGGAGGAGCUUUUGGAGCAAACCAAAGUAAAUGAGGAUCAAGAUGAGAAAGGACAAGAUAUGAAAAAGAGCAGAAGCAACUCCUCAAAGCAUUCUUCACGAGAAGGAAGCCAGUGCGACAGCAGCAGUAGGUAUUCCAACGAAUCUAGUCCACAACGAAACACCUCACCACAUAGGAGUGAAACCCCACCUCGCAAGCAUCGCCACAGGCAUCGAAGUAGAUCACCGGAUCCCCGAGAAAGGCGAAGCCAUUCCGAUAGAAAAUAUAAGAAGCAUGAACACAGGGACCGACGCUAAACCAGGUAGAAUUUUAGCUUUUGAAUUUUACAACCUAAAAAAUUUCAUGAUUUUGUGUAUUAUGAUUUUUUUAUACCCCAUCAUAUCAAGAACACAGAGGCUCAGACAGACUUUUGAUUUAAUAUAAUAUGCAUUAUAAUAAUUGAAAUUCAGACAACUUAUGAAAAUAAUUAACUGUAAAGGUGCAUAAAACCUUAAGUUUAACUCGGGCUUUUUUGUGAAGUAAAUUACAAAGAGCGCAUGCCCCUACUCAUUAUGUAUACAGUACUGCAGUUGUGUUGCACUUUAAUAAUUUUUAUUUAUUUGUUUUAUAGAUUCUAUUUGGCUCUAAUUAAAAAUUUUUUUCAGUGCUAUGCAUUAUUGUGCAUUAUUGAAGUUAAUUUAUUCUUGCAUAGAAUACUGAAUUUGGCCCCCAAUCCUACAAAGUUCGUAGGCGUAGCUCUAAAUCUAUUUGCCAGCCUAGCUACUUUAAAGUGACUUCAGAUACAGUUGUCAUCCGACUGCCGACUACUGUUUUCUGUGACAAAUUCAUGUUAUUUGCCCAUAUUUGGUGUGGAAUGAUAUUCCUAUAUAUAUGAUGACAAAUUAUUUAAACAAAACAAGUUGUAUGUUUUUUGGUUUGGGUUAACCCUUUUUACCCUUUUUAUCUGUUGUACACGUCAUGCGUACAACCAUUAGGGAAUAAUCACCACUGUUUGCACAUAAUGUGUGCAAAAGUUCAUCCUGAUGCAAUUGUUUACACACAGUGAGUGCGACAGUUCAUGCGUGUAAUAUUUUUUACCAUUUGUUUGCACACAAGCCAGGUUUAAAUUAUUUACACUUAUAGAGUUAUUUUUAUAUUUGCUUGUACAUUUACUAGGUUAUUAGUGAUUUAUUGACAUAUACUUAAUAGUUAUUGCAUUGGCAUGCACCAAGUUAAUAGUCAAUAAUGUAUAAGCAUCUGUGUUAAUAGUAAGGAAUGAUCUGAUUGGCUGAAGUAUGCACAUUACAUACCUAUCUCUAUAACUCAAUAUUUGUUGAAAGACUAUAUUGCUAUAAAAUAUUAAUGGAAAGUAUAAAGUGUAAUCAGAAAGAUAACAUACUAGAUUAAAUUAUUAUGGUCAUUCAUAAAUAAAGAAAUAAUGAGGUUUUUUAUUUAAAGGGAUGCUAACCCUCUGUCUAUAUUGUCGCGUUUACUUUGAAAAUAUUUGUAAUUUGGCCAUCAUGUGUGAUAUCAUCUUUACCAGACGGUAUGUGUGUGCAUGUUCAGUAUGCAAAUCACAUAUGUGAGGUCCCACCACGAAAUGAGACGCAUCGUUGGUGAAAUCAUUUUGAGAUAAUCACCAAAAUAGGUCAAAGUCAAAAUUUUUACACAAUUUUGAUUUUAAUGUUUUUUGAUAACUUGAUAUUUAUAUUUAAU
Molecule: messenger RNA, 2566 nt
Organism: Anneissia japonica
Lineage: Eukaryota; Metazoa; Echinodermata; Crinoidea; Comatulida; Comatulidae
Product: U11/U12 small nuclear ribonucleoprotein 48 kDa protein-like
Exons: 9
Coding region: 169-1167 (332 amino acids)
Cellular component (GO): nucleoplasm; U12-type spliceosomal complex; cytosol
Source: RefSeq, a predicted model, not a curated record